AAACGCAUUUUCAUUCCAUCCUUGAACCAGCUGUCAGUCACAACUGGCAAGGAGGUGGGGCUAAAACUUUCUAACUAAAACAAAAUUUUCCGUGCUCGCCAUCCAACCAGCUUACGCUAAAAUUAAAUAGUUCAAUACAUCAAUUACCGAUUAGAAAAAAGCCAAAAAAAUAUUAAUACAACAACAUACGGAAAGGAUGUAUUAGAAUUCGAGUUUGAAAAAACCGGAAUAAAAGGAUUUAGGGAGUGGAUGAGGAAAAGGAGACGGAGGAGUUGCCCCAGCUUAGUCACAGUGAAAUAUGCUUCUGAUGGACGCCCUACUCAAUAGUCUGCUGGUGGUGAGCUCCGGCUAUGCCUUGUACACCCUUCGUCCUUCGGAAACACCUUAUGGCUAUGCCGCCGCCGCCCUCAGCCUGGUCCACGGUCUGCUGGGCGUGGCUCGGGCCGCCAGCAACAACGAUGACGAGUGCAAGCGUUUGCGAUUAAUCACAUCCGGUAUUAUGGAGAUCGUUCCGCUUCCGCUGACCAAUAUCGAAUUGUAUCUGAGAUCGACCAAUCCGAGCCUGGCGCUGGCUCAUGGAUGUUUCGUGGUCCCUCUGGUCUACGAUCUGAUGGCCAAAAUGGGCGACAACGAGGACACCUCCACCGAGACACUCAAGGAGCUGACCCUGCUGGGCAAUGUCGUGUCCAUGCUCUUCCUGGGCGUCAACCAGUCGAGCAACAUGUACGGCGGCAUGGCGGCCAUCGCCUUCGCGGCCCGUUACGGCUCCCUCGUCCUUGACAACUACUGGGGGGGCCUCGGCUCCGACUUCAAUCUCCUGGCCCACUCCAUGUUCAUUGUCCUGAUGACGAUGACCCUGUCGCCCAAAUAGUUGCACAGUUUUUAAAUAAUAAAAUAUUUUAAAAGCG
Messenger RNA from Drosophila bipectinata, 908 nucleotides. RefSeq lists its product as uncharacterized. The record is from RefSeq and is a predicted model, not a curated record. Lineage: Eukaryota; Metazoa; Arthropoda; Insecta; Diptera; Drosophilidae.